Saprolegnia diclina VS20 is the source of this 1404-nucleotide messenger RNA. RefSeq lists its product as hypothetical. The coding region runs from base 29 to 1033 and encodes 334 amino acids. The transcript is spliced from 4 exons. Gene Ontology annotation, biological process: regulation of gene expression; rRNA processing. Gene Ontology annotation, molecular function: double-stranded RNA binding; ribonuclease III activity. Gene Ontology annotation, cellular component: nucleus. NCBI's taxonomy places the organism in Eukaryota, Oomycota, Saprolegniomycetes, Saprolegniales, Saprolegniaceae. The record is from RefSeq and is a predicted model, not a curated record.
CGGACGUCCACAACGCAUUUUGACAAAAAUGUCCCGAGUUCGCGUCCCAUCACUCGGCCGCCAGAGCGACGGCUGGCGCAAGGCGUCGGCGGCGAUGCGCCUCGGGCCGCCACCAGUGGCCCACAUGUCGACCAAGCGCAACGCGCAGAUCAACUCGGUUGCCAAGAACGUGACGGUCGACGACAUGCACCGGACGAUUCUGCCCACAUCGUCGCUCUUGCACCCGCGCGAGAACACCGCUUGGCAAGUCGUCGAGGCCCGCCACUUUGACGAGUUUAUCCCUGUGCCACCCCACUGGCACGUGACGCUGGCCGCGCUCCAGGACGAGUGGGAUUGGCACUUUGAGAACGUCCUGCAUCUGCAGUGCGCGCUCACGCACUUUAGCGCGAUCGACUCGCACAAGAUUCCGCACUUUCCCGCCAACCGCACUGCCAACCGCAGCCUCGAGUGGCUCGGGGACGCCGUCCUGCAAGCCUGUGCGUCCUCGUACCUCUUCCAGUCGUACCCGACGACGCAGGAAGGCCAGCUUACGCAACUGCGGUCGGCGCUCGUCAAGAACCACGUGCUCGAGGUCGUCUCGACGCAGCUCAAGCUUCCGUCUGCCAUGAUUGUCGGAACGUCGAUCUCGCAGCAUGACCACGAGACAACGCCGCAAGCCAUCAAGGUGCGACAGACAGUGCACGCAAGCGCCGUCGAGUCGCUCAUUGGCGCCGUGCUUCUAGACCAGGGCAUGGUGCGCGCGAUGGAAUUUGUCAACACGCGCGUGCUGCCGCUGGCGAUCGAGUACGCUGUCUCGUCGACCAACUGGGAUCCCGUUAGCGAACUCAACCGCGAAGCUGCGGCAAAUGGCGCAACGAUCCGCUACGACGAGACAAAGCUAGAGAGUAAUGUGCACCAGGUCGUCGUUGCCAUCAACGACCAGGCGAUGGCGACGGCCCAUGACGGCUCGUUCAAGACUGCGCGCCAGAAGGUGGCCACGCAAGUGCUCGAGCGACUGAAAUCGCAACCCCAUCUGUUUGUUGCGACGCAGUAGAGAUAAUAUCGAUACGUGCAUUUGCGUAGCCGUUAAAAUUCGGCUUCUUCACCGCUCGACCCAUCGUCGUCGCCGCCCGGCGCAGCCGCGGUCUCUUCUUCUUCGAGCAUCGGCGCUGCCAUGGCGGCCGCCGCAGCGCGCCGCCGCGCACGGGGAAUGAUGUUGGACGUAUCGACGCCGAUCAAGUCGUCUUCGUUGAUUUUGACAUUGUCGUCAUCGUCGUUGUCGUUGUCAUCAUCCUCAUCAUCAUCAUCGUUGGUCUUGGCGCGCUUCUUCUUUGGCGCGUCGUCAUCAUCAUCGUCAUCGCCUUCGUCGUCAUCGCCUUCGUCAUCAUCGCCCUCAUCGUCGUCGUCCUCUUCAUCGUCGUCGUC